UUGAUUCUGCGUUAUGAUUAAAUAUUAACCAGGUCUAACUUUCCUCAAGAUAAUAAAACAACAUCCAGUCUGGGAGUCCUGGUGUGAAUCUGCACGAUACUUUCCGGAGGGUUUGGUUUCACAUCAUUAUGAGGGUUAGAAUGAUUUCUAUUUGACCUAAAAUUAAUUUAAAACAUUUUGAAUUAGUUUGUAAACAAAGUGAGAAAAUCUUCAAUAAAACGUCUUCAAUCUGAGGACUUUGACCGAAUAACGCGAGGAGAAAAGAGGAAACUAGAACGCCACUAAAAAGUUUUUGUCUCUCCAAGAUGUUUCACAACCCAGAUGGAUUCAUUUCUGGAUUCUUUAUCAGCUUAAUUCUUCUGAUUCACCUCAAUGAAGGUCAGCAGGAGGCCGAUUCGUCUCAGACCAUCAGAGCGAUGCCUGGCGAUGACGUCGUCCUGCCCUGUCAUGUGGAUCCUCCUCAGGAUCUUUCUCAGUUUACAGUGGAGUGGGGCAGACCAGACCUCAAACCCAGAUUUGUGCAUGUUUGGCACAACCAGAAGGAAUAUUUAGCUGACCAAAACAAAGUCUUUAAAGGACGAACGUCUCUGUUCAAUGACAAACUGAAGGACGGAAACUUUUCUCUGAAACUGUCUGAUGUGAGACAUUCUGACAACGGAAGAUACAGAUGUUACAACCCGAAGGAGAAAACAGAAUAUUUUAUCCAGCUUCUCGUUGGCUCCGCCUCCUCACCUGGUGCCAGUUUAUCUGGACUGGAUGUCAGCAGCAGUGGAGUGAUGCUGGACUGCAGCGCUGCAGGCUGGUAUCCAGAACCUGAGAUGUUCUGGCUGGACGGAGACGGAAACAUCAUGUCUGCUGGAGCUGCAGAGAAAAGCACAGAUCCUGAUGGUGUUUACACUGUUAGCAGCAGAGUGACUGUAGAGAAGAGAAACAACAACAACUUUACCUGCAGAGUCCAGCAGAGAGACAUCAACCAGAGCAGAGAGACACACAUUCAUGUUCCAGAUGAUUUCUUCAUCAAUGAGAGCAGCUGCUCCGUUUCUAUCAGCUUCAAUGUCAUUUUAGUCGUCAUGGUUGUUCUUGGAGUCGCUUUUAUUAUUUGGAUGAAGAAACAAAACAAAGAGGAAAAGAAGAAGUUAAAGAAAAUCAGUGAAGAGCAAAUGAAGCUCAUUCCAGCAGCAAGACUGGAGGAGGAGCUAGAAAAAAGAAACAAGGAUCAGAAAAUCAUUGAUCAGCAGAUUAAAUCACUAACAGAGAUGUUAGAGGAACUGAAGGAGCAGAAAAAACAACUUACUGAUCAAACGAUGGAGGCAGAUAAAAUGAUUGAGGAGGAUGAGAAGAAGUUUAAGGCUGUUGAUGAUGAAGUAACAAACCAGACGGGGAACAAGAUAGAAAAAAAAGCACAAGGAUAUUUAAAACUGAAGGAAAUUAUAGCAGAGAGCAAAGAGAAACUGACUAAAAGAAAACAAGAUCAUCAAAAGGUUGGAUAUACGACAGAUAAACUGAUAAAAAGAACAAAUGAUGAAAUUAACAAGCUGGAGGAAAGAAAACAGGAGAUAGAAAAACAUGUAAAGAAAAUACAAAAACAACUUGAUGAAAAAUAGUCAAAGGAAUAAAUCUGAUGUCACUCAUGAGCCAGAAAUAAAUGAAGUUUUCAUUAUUCAGCAACAUUUUGAUUAAAGAAAAGUUUCAAACUCAGCAGAUUUAUUGCAAACACUGAGAUAUUUUAAUAACUGAAGCACUAAAGAAAGUUUAGAUGUGGAUUUAGUCUGACAGGUGAAAAAACUGCUGCAAACUCAGAUGAUAAACCUACUGAAAGCAUACCUAAAGUAUGACAGUUUUACAUAUGUAUAAAAU
Messenger RNA from Poecilia latipinna (sailfin molly), 1857 nucleotides. Its product is annotated as butyrophilin subfamily 2 member A1-like. The coding region runs from base 306 to 1604 and encodes 432 amino acids. Gene Ontology annotation, cellular component: external side of plasma membrane. Lineage: Eukaryota; Metazoa; Chordata; Actinopteri; Cyprinodontiformes; Poeciliidae. Gene Ontology annotation, biological process: T cell receptor signaling pathway; regulation of cytokine production. Gene Ontology annotation, molecular function: signaling receptor binding. The transcript is spliced from 6 exons. The record is from RefSeq and is a predicted model, not a curated record.